GAAAAAAAGAAGAAGAGGAUCAGGACAUGAGCAAGAAGCGGGCUUGGAGGGGACGCAGACAUGGUGGCGUCUCUCUCUCUCCAUCUCCACUCCCCUCUAUCCCCAAAAUCUCCAGCUCUAUCCCAAAACCCUAGUCCGCUUUCCUCGCACCAACCAUUUCUAAAGCUCAGGUCUCCUCCCCGCAGCUUUGUUAGAAUCUCAACCCAAUCCAUCGACUACAGGACCCCAGUUCACCGGGCGAGCUGCAAGAGCCUCAAGGACUCCAAUGAAGAGACCGAGGCGGUGGUGGACUCUGGCGGCGAUGGUGGAGGGGGAGGUGGCGGGGGCGACAACGAUGGGCAGGAGGAGAAGGAGGGUGGAAUAUUGCCCGAGUGGAUGAACCUCACCUCCGACGAUGCAAAAACGGUUUUUGCAGCCCUGGCGAUAUCGCUCGCGUUCAGGUCGUUCGUGGCGGAGCCAAGGUACAUUCCGUCGCUGUCGAUGUAUCCCACCUUUGAUGUCGGUGAUCGAAUUGUUGCGGAAAAGGUGACGUACUAUUUCAGGAAGCCUUGUGCGAACGAUAUCGUGAUCUUCAAGAGUCCUCCAGUUCUCCAGGAAGUUGGAUACACGGAUGAAGAUGUCUUCAUUAAAAGGAUUGUUGCGAAGGAAGGUGAUAUUGUUGAGGUUCGUGAUGGGAAGCUCCUAGUCAACGGGGUUGUGAGAAAGGAAGAUUUCAUUCUCGAAACACCCUCUUACAACAUGACUCCCAUUCGAGUACCCGAGAACAUGGUCUUUGUGAUGGGCGAUAAUCGCAACAACAGCUACGAUUCACAUGUCUGGGGCCCACUACCUGCUAAGAAUAUCAUCGGGAGAUCGGUGUUCCGGUACUGGCCUCCAAAGAGGAUAGGCGGGACUGUGCUUGAGAAGGGCUGUGCUGUAGACAAGCAGGAGAGCAGCUUGGUCCCCAAACAGAGCAUUCAGCCCACUGCUUCCAUUCAGUAAAAGGAAUUUUGUAUGUUUGAGAGGUUCCAUUCAUCCAUUUUGUUUUUAGCUUACGGGCAAUGUAAUUGUUUCAUGUAACUGCAGUUUGGGAUAGCUUGUUUGUGCAUGAUUUUCAUUAUCUUGCAAAGAACAAAACAGGAAGAAUAAAACUGGUAACUCCGAACCCAUA
This is a messenger RNA of Punica granatum (pomegranate), 1150 nucleotides long. The record is from RefSeq and is a predicted model, not a curated record. Lineage: Eukaryota; Viridiplantae; Streptophyta; Magnoliopsida; Myrtales; Lythraceae.